Haliotis rufescens (red abalone) is the source of this 822-nucleotide messenger RNA. Its product is annotated as sodium- and chloride-dependent creatine transporter 1-like. The transcript is spliced from 6 exons. NCBI's taxonomy places the organism in Eukaryota, Metazoa, Mollusca, Gastropoda, Lepetellida, Haliotidae. Bases 1 to 822 code for a protein of 273 amino acids. Gene Ontology annotation, cellular component: membrane. The record is from RefSeq and is a predicted model, not a curated record. Gene Ontology annotation, biological process: sodium ion transmembrane transport.
AUGGCAGGAGAAAGAUGGCGGCAUCAUAUGGACUACAUCAUCACCCUGCUUGGUGCCAGUAUUGGAUCAGGGGCAUUUAUUAAGUUCCCAUAUUUGUGUAUGCGUAAUGGUGGAGGGGCGUUUCUGAUACCUUUCGCGCUGUUCACCAUAAUCGCCGUCAUACCUUGUGUAUUCCUGGAUAUGGUGAUUGGUCAGUUCUCCCAGAGUGGACCAAUCAACGCCUGGAAUAUGUGUCCACCUUUCAAAGGAAUUGGUGUUGGUAUCUUGAUUCUGCUGUGGAUUGUCUUUUCACUUUACAAUGCCAUAUUUUCCUGGUUUGUCUACUUCUUCUACUACUCGUUUUCGUCCACCCUACCUUGGGCCAAUUGCGACAACGACUGGAACACCCCCUCGUGUAUAUCUGACAGUGGCAUCAAUAAGACGUAUAUGAACCACGCGGAAGUUACAAACUGCACCGCCUACAGUCAUCAGGUAAACGUCACUGGAGGAGCGUAUGCUUGUAGAACAGCUGCAGAAGAGUUUUGGAGAUUGCAGGUGUUGCAGUUGACUGAUGGUUUACAUGACAUGGGUGGAGUAAGGUGGCCUCUGGUUCUGUGUCUGGCCAUAACAUACUUGAUUAUGUUUGUUUGCCAGUGUCGAGGAAUCAGGGUGACUGGAAAGCUUGUGUACGUCACUGUUGGCGUUCCGUUUGUCCUGAUCAUCGUCUUCCUCGUCAGGGGAUGUCUACUGCCAGGGUCAGCUGAAGGAAUGUAUUAUUUCAUCAAACCCAACUUCGAUAAGCUUACAGAACCAGGGACCGAAAUCCCCAUUGUGGCAUAUUGA